CUGCCGCCCGUCCUGUGCCCUCAGGUCAGGAGGGGAGCGGGGGGGGCGAGCCCUGCGACAGCUUCACAGACCUCAACCUGUCCCACUGCUUCAUGGGAACCAGCCUGUACGUGCGGCUGCUCCUCUACACCCGCGCCAACCUCGACUGCGGCCGCGAGAUCGACCACCACCGCCCGGCCUCGCAGGCGCUCUUCAACCUCUCCCGCCCCACCGCCUUCGUCAUCCACGGCUACCGGCCCACCGGAGCGCCCCCUAUCUGGAUCGACCACAUAGUCCACCUGCUGGCCGGGCAGGAGGACAUGAACGUGGUCGUGGUGGACUGGAACCAGGGGGCGGCAAACCUCAACUACUUCACGGCUGUGGCCUACACGAGGGAGGCCGCGCACAACCUGACCGGGUUCAUCGAGACCAUGGAGGAGGAAGGAGCCUCUCUGAGUUCGGUCCACCUCAUCGGCGUCAGUCUGGGAGCUCACCUGGCCGGAUUUGUGGGAGCAAACCUGAAGGGAAAGAUCGGACGCAUCACAGGUCUGGACCCGGCCGGGCCGAUGUUCACCAGUUCCACACCGGAGGAGAGGCUGGAUCCCUCGGACGCCAUGUUCGUGGACGUUCUUCACACCGACAUGAACUCGUUCGGUCUGACAGGAGCUCACGGUCACAUUGAUUUCUACGCCAACGGUGGAGCCGACCAACCAGGAUGCCCCAAAACCAUCUUUGCAGGUAAAUCUUACUUUGUGUGUGACCACCAGCGCUCGGUGUUUCUGUACCUGUGCGCUCUGAACCGAACCUGCAGCCUCACCGGUUACCCCUGCUCGUCCUACAGCGACUUCCUGGACGGGAGGUGUCUGCAGUGCGAGGCCUUCAAACCGGCGUCCUGUCCCGUCCUCGGUUAUGAUUUCAGCCCCUGGACGGAGACUCUGCUGCGACUCGGACAAACCAAAGUCUUCUUCAGCACCACGGCCAUGCUGCCGUACAGGA
This is a messenger RNA of Paralichthys olivaceus (Japanese flounder), 975 nucleotides long. The record is from RefSeq and is a predicted model, not a curated record. NCBI's taxonomy places the organism in Eukaryota, Metazoa, Chordata, Actinopteri, Pleuronectiformes, Paralichthyidae.